Molecule: messenger RNA, 330 nt
Organism: Ustilaginoidea virens
Lineage: Eukaryota; Fungi; Ascomycota; Sordariomycetes; Hypocreales; Clavicipitaceae
Exons: 4
Coding region: 1-330 (109 amino acids)
Biological process (GO): cytoplasmic translation; translational elongation
Cellular component (GO): ribosome; cytosolic large ribosomal subunit
Molecular function (GO): structural constituent of ribosome; ribonucleoprotein complex binding; protein kinase activator activity
Source: RefSeq, a predicted model, not a curated record
AUGUCCUCCAACGCUGAGCUCGCUUCGUCCUACGCGGCCCUGAUUCUCGCCGACGAGGGCGUUGACAUCACCUCCGACAAGCUGCAGGCCCUGAUCAAGGCCGCCGGCAUCCAAGAUGUCGAGCCAAUCUGGACCUCCAUCUUCGCCAAGGCUCUGGAGGGCAAGGACAUCAAGGACUUGCUUGUGAACGUCGGCUCUGGCGGCGGUGCUGCCGCCCCCGCUGCUGCUGGUGGUGCUGCCGCCGGCGGUGACGCCGCCCCCGCAGAGGAGGAGAAGGAGGAGGAGAAGGAGGAGUCCGACGAGGAUAUGGGUUUCGGUCUGUUCGACUAA